AUGGCACCCCCAUCCAUCUCCAUCAAGCUCCUCCGCCCCAGCGCCCUCCAACUCAGCGCUGACGAACCCUGCAUCCUCGAGAUGCACAUCCCCAUCGCCCUCCCCCACCGCCUCGACCCAUCCCUCCCCGCGCCCCCUUACCACACCGGCACAAUCCUGCCGCACGACUUCCGCGACCGCCACGCCAUCUCCGUGUUCCGGCCCCUGAUGGCCCAGGUCCUCGCCCACAUGCUGGGCAGCGCCAGCGCCAGCUCAGACCCAGACGCGGACCCGGCCGCGGAGCAUGUCGCCGCCGCCAACGCCGCCGUGUCGAGGCUCGGAUUCGACGUGGCUACUAGCCCGAGCGACUCGUACCGGCUGUUUGAUAGCUGGGAGGCCGACACCGUGUUUGAUAAGGAGAGUGGCUUUGAUCUGGAGCGGGGGUAUUGGAAGAAUAAGAAGGGUGAGAAGCAUCGGGGUGUGAUUCGGGCGUUUGAUGAUGUUUUUGAUCGUAUUAUUAUUUACCAUACGUUUGUGUUGCGGUUGGUUUGUGGGACCGGCGAGGCGGCGGCUUGGAAGGAGGCGAAUCCGAGGGUGGUGAGGUUUGAUGUGGUGCCAGUGGAGGAGGAGGAGGAGGGUGAUCAGGGUUGGGAUGGGGGAGAGGUCGUGUUUGAGGUCAAGGAGUACACGGAGAACGCGAGACGGAGGGUUAAUGCUGAGGUUGCGAUGCCUAUGGCUGAUUGGGGUGCUCCCGAGGCUCCUGCCACUGAGGGCGCGUAG
Messenger RNA from Chaetomium fimeti, 759 nucleotides. RefSeq lists its product as uncharacterized. The record is from RefSeq and is a predicted model, not a curated record. The transcript has a single exon. The coding region runs from base 1 to 759 and encodes 252 amino acids. NCBI's taxonomy places the organism in Eukaryota, Fungi, Ascomycota, Sordariomycetes, Sordariales, Chaetomiaceae.